Molecule: messenger RNA, 1651 nt
Organism: Scylla paramamosain (green mud crab)
Lineage: Eukaryota; Metazoa; Arthropoda; Malacostraca; Decapoda; Portunidae
Exons: 5
Coding region: 218-889 (223 amino acids)
Source: RefSeq, a predicted model, not a curated record
AGAUAAGGAAGCAAUAUCGCUUAUCAGACACAGGCGACAGACUUGUUCACCUCCCUCAGUCUGACGAAGAGAGGAAGAGACGAAGGAGGUGUAAAGUCUACUAAGUUAUUCAAUUUUCAUCAAUUUUCCUUCCAUUAUUCUUGUUCAAAUUCAACUCAGAGGGAGUGUGAGUGGCGUGGCGUACUCAUACAUCCCCCCCAGCCCAGACAGACGCGCCAUGACCACCAGCUACAGGAAAGAACACACUUUGCUGAAGAACAUUGACACCCUCAGCGUCUACCAAAAUGAAGUACGAAAGUAUUUACACACGGCACACACGAGGACCAAUUGGCUUGCUGGGUUUACCGUCUUCUCCAUCCUUAUUGGCUCGGCUGCCCUCGCCAUCUCAAUCCUUCUCUUGUUCCAGAAACUCGACAUAAUCCAGGAAGAAAACGGGAAACUGAUGGCACUGCAGAUGCGUAUUGAACACUUGGAGAACCUCACCGAAACACUGGUACAAGCAAACAAACAAGCAAACAAACAAAUAAAAAAUGCAACACCACCACGACCAUCACCACCACCACCUCCAUCACCACCACCACCACCAACACCAACACCACCACCACCACCACCACCAACACCAACACCAACACCACCACCACCACCACCAUCAAGACCAACAGAAAACGGAUAUAUCAAACCAACAGAAGGCGAGCACGCAGAAGAAGAGGAACACUUCGUCAGAAAACCGCCUCUCCCGCCUCCUGAUGACGAUGAUGAAUAUGACGAAGGGGUGGACGAGGGAGGGUCGGGGGAGGGGUGUCCUCUUAACCCCCCCCAGACCACUUUGUCCUAUAGGUAUGAGGAUCUGUACAACGAAAGAUGCGUGUCCUUCGUAUGUGUGCUGUAGAGGGUGAGAGAGAGAGAGAGAGAGAGAGAGAGAGAGAGAGAGAGAGAGAGAGAGAGAGAGAGAGAGAGAGAGAGAGAGAGAGAGAGAGAGAGAGAGAGAGAAGUUAGGUUUAGUUUGCUUUCUGAUUGUUAGUUUGAGUUUGAGUGUAUUAAUAGUAGUAGUAGUAGUAGUAGUAGUAGUUAACCAUUGCAAUAGUGUGUAUGUGUGUGUGUGUGUGUGUGUGUGUGUGUGUGUGUGUGUGUGUGUGUAUGUGUGGACGCGCGUGCACCUGACCCAUCUCACACACACACACACACACAAACACACACACACACAUGAUCUUCUGUUCUGCACCAUAUAAGGAAAGGUCAGCUACCCCGGCCGGCACCUGUACAGACCAGGUCAAGGGUGGGGGGAGGUCAAGAUGAACGAGCUUUGAUAUAACUAACCAGUUGUGCUUUUAGUCUAAUCUGUCCGCUUAGUUUUGUCUCCCUCUUUUUUUUUUUUUUUUUUUUGCAUUCAAGUGUGUGAGGGAAACAAACCUUAAAGGAACGUUGAUUUGAUUUUUUUUUUCUUCUUUUUUUUUAUGUCAUGUUUUAUAUAUAGACUUGUAUGUGUGUGUGUGUUUGUAUGUACGAGAAUAAAACCUUAAAGGAUGCUGAUUUGAUUCGUUUGUUUAUUUGUUUGUUUAUAGAUUGAUUUAUUUGUUUUAUUAUUAUUAUUAUUAUCAUUAUUAUUAUUGUUAUUGUUAUUGUUAUUGUUAUUAUUAAUAUUAUUGUUGUU